ACUACUAAAAAGAAAUAAAUAAAUUAUAAUUUCUUAUCUAAAGAAACGUUUUUACUAGAGAUAUAUAGGCCAAAUUAGAUUAAAUUUGAUUUUGCUUCAAAAAAAAAAAAAAGGGUUUAAUUUGAUUUUAAAAUUUUAUUUUAUUUAAAAAAAAAAUUCAAAAUUUGGAAUCAUUUUUGGAUAUUUUCUGUUAUACUUGAAACUUUAUCCUUCGUAUUUUGAAAAAGUCCUACCCUAAUUUUAUAUCCCAUAAUAUUUUCCUAGUUUGUUAUACACAAUAUAAUUUAUCUUCUGAAUUCGGAUAUAAUUUAUCUUUUAAUAUCUUUUCUAAAACAAAAAAUUUCAGAAAAAAAAAAUAUCCAAAUCUUUUUCAGUUACUCUCUAAGAAACAUAAACCAAGAUUAUCUUAGAUUAUAAGUCAAGGUUAAAAACCUAAUAACCUACUCCUUUAUAAACUAAGAUCCAAAGCUAACUUUCUCUUGGAAAAAACUUAACUGCUCUUCUAAACUAAAUAACCCUAAAUUUUCUCAUCAAUUUUUCUCUCUUUGAAACACAAAUUUCAUUACCCUUUACCUUCAUGGAUUGCAAACCCACAAAAAAUCAAUCAGAUUCAUCCAAAAUCACUCGUUUCAAGCCAUUGUCUUCUGUUUUCUUCCCUGUUCAUUGAUAAACAGUUGAUCAUUGUUUGAUACAUUCUUUAAAAGAACUCAGGAAAGAAUUAAUUUUGUUAGUACAGUGAAAUCAUGGGUUCGAGUUCAGGGGUAGACAAUGUCGAUGAGCUUGAGGUCGAGGAUGAGGGUGUUGAGACGGAUUCGACAGGGCGGUAUGUAAGGUUCGAGGAGGUAUUGGGAGAAGGGGUGUUCAAGAAGGAAUACAAGGGGUUUGAUGAGUUGAAAGGAAUAGAGAUUACUUGGAGUAAAGUUGAGUUAUCGGAGAACGUAUUCGACUCAGAGGAAUGUCAGAGGAAUGUGAGAGCAGAAGUUAAGCUGUUGAAGUCUUUGAAGCAUGAGAACAUCAUGUGGUGUUACCAUUCGUGGGUCGAUAGCGAAACAAAGACAGUUAACAUAAUUACUGAAUUGUCUACCUCUGGAACUAUGAGUCAGUAUCGCAAGAAACAUAAUCUUGUUGAUAAGAAGGCAAUUAAGAAUUGGGCAAGACAGAUUCUGAAAGGAUUAGAUUACCUGCACUGUCAGAAUCCUCCAAUUAUUCACGGAGAUCUUAACUGUGAUAACAUCUUUGUGAAUGGAUACUCUGGCAAGGUUAGAAUCGGAGAUGUUGGACUUGCGGCAAUGCUUCAAGAAGACACUACAGUUCGCGCUGUUAGUGGUAAGCCUGAGUUCAUGGCACCAGAGCUUUUCGGAGAGGAGUAUGAUCACCUGGUGGAUAUCUAUUCUUUUGGGAUGUGUUUGUUGCAGAUGGUUACCCGGGAAUUGCCGUAUGCUGAGUGCAGUAACUCAGAGCAGGUUUAUAAGAAGGUGAGAUCUGGUAUCAAGCCUGCUAUUCUAGACAGAGUGACAGACCUGCAGUUAAAGCAGUUCAUUGAGAAGUGUUUGGGUCCUGCAUCAGAGAGACCGUCAGCAAUUGACCUUCUGAAUGAUCCGUUUCUUGCAGUGAUGACUGAUUCUGGAUUGUCUGCAGCAUCUAGAACUCCGAGUCAAUCUGAAUCUGCGUGUUCAUCUUCUGUAGUAACAUGGGAUCAAGUGCCUAGUCCACCUGAUUCAUCAUCUUAUAAAUCAUGUGAUCAUGUGGCUAGCUCACCUGUUGUUUCUCUUGUUGGCCCAUUGACGGCUGUUGUCAGUGAGAAUAUCGAGUUCAAGUUAGAUGGGCAGCUGAUCAAGGAGAUUGACUACAUAUCAAUGGUUCUUCGGAUUGGUGAUAAGAGAGGUCAUGCUCAUAAGAUCGAGUUUGUGUUCUCUAUAAAAAAGGAUACAGUUCACUUGGUUAUGCAAGAGAUGAUUAAGGAGCUCCAGUUGUCAGUCAGAGAAGCAGUCCUUGUAACUGAGCUUAUGGAAAAUCUGGUUAAGAAACUUGUAAACCCAGAGGCAGAAUCUUCAACAUCAGAAAGUAAUGUCAGCAAACCCAACGAGCCUGCAAAACCGCCUAGUGACACAAACCAGGACGCCCAAUUACUUGCAUCCAAGAAACCAAGUGAACAUGAUCAUGCUGGUGAAUCACGGAUAGCUAAUUCAACUGGUCAAGACAAACAAGUUACAGAUAGUAGAGUAGGCAACAAAAAAGUGGUAGCCAAGACAAGUUCGAGAUCGUUGAAGAAGCUAUUAUUCUUUUGUGGGAGCAAAUUUUAGAUUUAGAUUGAAUUUUCAGUGUAGUAGAAGUUAUGUACACUUCACCAAUUAAGUAAUAUGAUUCAAUUUUAAUCAAAGCCUGUUAUGACUAUCAUUUUUUUUUCUUUAAGUAUUUU
This is a messenger RNA of Chenopodium quinoa (quinoa), 2419 nucleotides long. Its product is annotated as probable serine/threonine-protein kinase WNK11. Gene Ontology annotation, molecular function: protein serine/threonine kinase activity; ATP binding. Gene Ontology annotation, cellular component: cytoplasm. The transcript has a single exon. Lineage: Eukaryota; Viridiplantae; Streptophyta; Magnoliopsida; Caryophyllales; Amaranthaceae. Gene Ontology annotation, biological process: protein phosphorylation; intracellular signal transduction. The coding region runs from base 744 to 2303 and encodes 519 amino acids. The record is from RefSeq and is a predicted model, not a curated record.